GUCUCAGUAUUCCAGCUAGCGCGACACGAGCACCCCAAAUCGCCUUAAUCGCUGUUAAGACUUCAACGGUUUUUCUGCGGGAAUUUGUUUCGUCAAAUCCACUCAAGAGAUACGGUACAACAAGCCGGACGGAUUUCUCGUCGUGGAUAUUCUGCUACGUGAGAAGAUACCCCGGCUUUUCCCUUAUCGAUUCAAAGGCAUACUUCGUCCCGACGGUCCUGUGAUACGGGUGUUGCUGCCGUCUUGUGACGGAAUUAUUGUCUCAGCUGUUGGGGUGAAAGGAGGAGGAGAAGAAGCAAAGAUGCCGAAACCGAUCAAUGUCCGUGUGACCACCAUGGACGCCGAGCUGGAGUUUGCCAUCCAACCCAAUACCACAGGAAAGCAGCUCUUUGAUCAGGUGGUGAAGACGGUGGGCCUGCGGGAGGUCUGGUUCUUUGGCCUCCAGUAUGUGGACAGUAAAGGUUACAGUACUUGGCUCAAACUCAAUAAGAAGGUGACUCAGCAGGAUGUAAAGAAAGAGAACCCUCUGCAGUUUAAGUUCAGGGCAAAGUUCUUCCCGGAGGACGUCUCUGAGGAACUAAUCCAGGAGAUCACCCAGAGACUCUUCUUCCUGCAGGUGAAAGAGGCCAUCUUGAACGAUGAGAACUACUGCCCCCCGGAGACAGCAGUGCUGCUGGCGUCCUAUUCUGUCCAGGCCAAGUAUGGAGACUACAUCAAAGAUGUCCACAAAGUUGGCUACCUUACCCAUGACAGGCUGCUGCCUCAGAGAGUCCUGGAGCAGCACAAGCUAACCAAGGAGCAGUGGGAGGACAGGAUACAGACGUGGCACGAAGAACACAGAGGAAUGCUCAGGGAGGACUCUAUGAUGGAAUAUCUUAAAAUCGCUCAGGACUUGGAGAUGUACGGCGUCAACUACUUUGAGAUCAAGAACAAGAAGGGCACCCAGCUGUGGCUCGGUGUGGAUGCCCUUGGCCUCAACAUCUACGAACACGAAGACAAGUUGACACCAAAGAUCGGCUUUCCCUGGAGUGAGAUUCGAAACAUCUCUUUCAAUGACAAAAAGUUUGUCAUCAAACCCAUUGACAAGAAAGCGCCUGACUUUGUGUUCUAUGCUCCGCGACUGCGCAUCAACAAGCGUAUCCUGGCGUUGUGUAUGGGAAACCACGAGUUGUACAUGAGAAGGAGGAAGCCCGACACCAUCGAGGUGCAGCAGAUGAAGGCUCAGGCCCGGGAGGAGAAGCACCACAAACAGAUGGAGAGGGCUCAGCUGGAGAAUGAGAAGAAGAAGCGAGAGUAUGCAGAGAAAGAGAAGGAGAGGAUAGAGCGUGAGAAGGACGAGCUCAUGGAGAGGCUGAGACAGAUUGAAGAGCAGACGAUGACGGCCCAGAAAGAGCUGGAGGAACAGACUCGUCGAGCCAUGGAGCUGGAGCAAGAGAGAAGGAGAGCGAGGGAGGAGGCCGAGAGGCUGGAGAAGGAGAGGGAGGCCGCCGAAGAGGCCAAGGCAGAACUGGCCAGACAGGCUGCAGACCAGCAGAAGACCCAGGAACAACUGGCUGCUGAACUGGCUGAAUUCACAGCCAAGAUCGCUCUCCUGGAAGAGGCCAAGAGGAAGAAAGACGACGAGGCCACAGAGUGGCAGUAUAAGGCCCUGUCGGCCCAGGAGGACCUGGAGAAGACCAAGGAGGAGCUGAAGACUGCCAUGACAGUGGUGCCGGCGUCUCCGGGCGGCAACGCCGAGAGCGAACACGACGAGCAGGACGAGAACCACGCUGAGGCCAGCGCGGAGCUCUCCAACGAGGGCGUCAGCCAGCUGGAUCUCCGCAGCGAGGAGGCGCGCGUCACCGAAGCCCAGAAAAACGAGCGGGUGAAGAAGCAGCUCCAGACGUUGAGCUCGGAGUUGGCCGAGGCCAGAGACGAAACCAAGAAGACUCAGAACGACGUGCUCCACGCGGAGAACGUGAAAGCCGGCCGAGACAAGUACAAGACGCUGCGGCAGAUCCGAUCGGGCAACACGAAGCAGCGCAUCGACGAGUUUGAGUCCAUGUGAGAGCAUGACCUCGAACCCCUCGACCCCCGCCCUGCUCCCCUCCCCUCCCCCCCCCCGCUCCCCAAAACUGUUCCCUCAGCAGCUGCUCAAUUUUCAUGGACAACAGUUGCAGCCGUCCUCGUAGUGCCCCCCCACCCUCGCAACACCCUGAGGCAAUCUUGAGAAAUCCUCUUGUCAAACUUUGCCAAAGUCCCACCCCCAAAUCUCCAACCUGAACGGUCCGGAUACGUCCCUCAAUGGGGAGCUCUGAACAAAUAAUGUUGUGCAGAGAUCCUCUGCGCUGUGUGCACAGUAGAAGAGAAACUGUUCAACCAAAAUGGAAGCAAUUUGAUUUAUUUUUUAUUAUUAUUUCGAGCAAACAGGGCUAUAGAGCGCAACUGCUUCUUGACAACUUGUAUGCAAAGGUUUGGAUUGUUUCAGUUAAAGAUGCUUUUAAGCUACUUCCCUCUGCUUUAGUUUGACUCGUUUUUACAGAUUACGCCCUUUUUCUCUGGUGUCCGUCGAACACAUUAAGCCACAGGCAACGUCUGAUCCCUGGAGUUUUGGGAUAAAUGUCCCUACUGCUUUCAUUCAGCAUUCAACCGCUGCUUGUAUCAUUUCAAAACAUAUCACAAGCUGGUUGGGCUUAUUCUCUUAGCAUUGGUGAGUCUAAAUGUUACAUUCUCGGCCUCAUGGUAAAAAUGACACUGCAGUAUUUUUAAGUUUUAAUUUCAGACUGUAUAUGAAGGAGAGCAGUAAGUGAACCGGCCCUCGUUGGGAAAACGGCAACUCGACCUGUCACGUGGAAGGUCUCGAACGAAUGUAGCAACGGUAACAAAGGGAACGUUUUUUACAUUCACAGGUGACAGGACAGCGCGUGCCACCGAGCUUAAAAGUGUUAUAAAGAUAAGCUAAAUGGUAGUUGUGUAGCCUUGUUUGUGUGUGUGUGUGUCUGACUUCGUAGUGUUUCACUCCCAGUCCCCACGGAUGAUUUUCUCUGCCCACAAUUUCAAAAAGGGAGCCUGCGUAAGAUGUGGACAGCGGGAAGUGUCCCAUCUGUCUGUCUCUGUUCAAGAGUGUGUGUGUGUGUGUGUGUGUACGCUGAGACCUGACACCUCCCUGGCUGGGGAGCUUAUGAAACCAUCGGCCCUCGACCCGGGACGUAUCUCUACCUCAGUAAUGUUAGAAGUAAGACUGACAGUCCCCCCCCCUUCCAGCCCCCCUAUAAUCCUCCUUUCCAAAAAGAACACGACAAGAAGAAAGGUCACAAUUUUACGUGGUUGCUGUUACAUCCUCGAGUGUUGCUCCUGGGAAGUCUGCAUUAAGGGAAAAGGUUAGCUCCACACGGGUCAUUUUGUGCUUGUUCUGACUGGUUCCUGUGAUGCAUUCUGGGUUGUUGGUGGCAAGCCGCAUGCACCCAGGGCCCGUUUAAGAUGAGGCUCUCCUGUGUAUUAAUUAAUUACAGUCAGACAGUUUGCACAUCUGCAGUGGAUUCACGGGAGUGAGAGACUUGUGAUGCAUUAUGGGUCGCUCUAACGUAAAGGGACCUAGCUAUUGGGAUUUUACUAAAUCUCUGCAGUCAAAUGGAGGGUUGGCCAAUUUCUUUCCCUAAAUUGUAUUAGGAAUUCUCCGUUUUUUCUCACUGAACAAACUGACUCCAUCUUUUGUGGGGUAGAGCAUUUAUUUCAGGUUGAAUGUUUUUGAAAUGAGUAAAAAUAAAGUUCCUUUUUUUUUUUUUAUUAUUCACAAAGUAAUGAAAUGUUCUGGUAUUAUUUGUAAGCUAUACUUGACAGCUGGUGUAGGUUGUUUUUUUUAAUAGUCCGUUUUAAAGUUAAAGCACUGACACUGAAGCUUGCCUCUGGCGUUAACUUCCCAGUGUCCUCUGUUAGUGUUUGCCAUAGCGAGGGAAGCAAAGGAUCCUGUGCUUCCAGCUUCUAUUUUUGUAUUGUGUUCAAAAAGCCCAAACCAGCAGCGCCCAUUGCUGUACCGGACGGCUUCCCAUCCAGUCCGAAAGGCUUGAGUUAGGAGUUAGACCGCUGUCAGCCUGCCCGUCCCCUUCAAUGAAGCCUGUCUGUGGUGGUGAUGCCUGCUCUGGCACCAGCCGUCACGUUUUGCUUGUUUGCCCUGCCCCCCCCCCCCCCCCUUAUGUUCAUGUUUGUAUGAUAUUCUUUAAGAUAGAAGGCACAGAUGGAAUGCAGUCCAUUUCAUUGGUUCUGAAAUAAAAGUUUUAAAUUUGUC
Molecule: messenger RNA, 4264 nt
Organism: Pungitius pungitius (ninespine stickleback)
Lineage: Eukaryota; Metazoa; Chordata; Actinopteri; Perciformes; Gasterosteidae
Product: radixin
Exons: 15
Coding region: 302-2047 (581 amino acids)
Biological process (GO): positive regulation of protein localization to early endosome; regulation of organelle assembly; positive regulation of early endosome to late endosome transport
Cellular component (GO): adherens junction; plasma membrane; cytoskeleton
Molecular function (GO): cell adhesion molecule binding; actin binding
Source: RefSeq, a predicted model, not a curated record